UGUAUCUGGGGUAGGCGGGUCAGAACAGUUUUCCAGGUUGGGGGCCGUCGAGGCGUUGGGGGUCCCAUGGCUCCAAGGGCCAAGUCUCCGCGGCUGGUGCUCCUGUUUAGCGGCAAGAGGAAGUCCGGGAAGGACUUCGUGACGGAUGAGUUGCGGAGCAGGCUGGGGACGGAUAUGUGUGCUGUGCUUCGGCUCUCUGGACCCCUCAAGGAGCAGUACGCCCAGGAACAUGGACUGGACUUCCAGCGACUCCUUGAUGCCAGCAGCUACAAAGAGGCCUUUCGGCAGGACAUGAUCCGCUGGGGAGAGGAGAAGAGGAAGGUGGACCCAGGCUUCUUCUGCAGGAAGGUUGUGGAGGGGGUCCCCCAGCCUGUCUGGUUGGUGAGUGAUGCUCGGCGCAUGUCAGAUAUUCAGUGGUUCCAGUCCUCCUUUGGUGAUGUGACCCAGCUGGUCCGAGUAGUGGCAUCAGAGGAAAGCCGGCAGCAGCGGGGCUGGGUGUUCACAGCAGGAGUGGAUGAUGCUGAAUCAGAAUGCGGCCUGGACCACUAUGGAGCAUUUGAUUGGGUCAUUGAGAACCACGGUGAAGAUCAGAAGCUGGGGCAGCAGUUGGGGAAGCUGGUGGACUUUAUCCACAGUAAACUGCAGCCCUCUGUGUGUGAGGAUCAGGCUGAGAGGAGCUGACUGCCCCUAGGGCAGUGAGGGCAGGUGUGUGCAGUGGCAGGAAGAGGAGGAGUGGUGCACUGAGGCUGCUGUCCUCUGGGAGAGGCCACAGGGCUGAGGUUGAAUUCCAGUGCUGUGGACAUUUGGGUGUGCAGCCUGACUUCUGGAUCUGCUUCCCUGAUGUAGACAGUAAUUAAUCCCUGCUUCUUGGGGCUGGGCUAAGACUGAAGGGGUAGAAAGUCAGGAUGAAGUGAACGUGGCCAUGAAGAACACGAAAAUAUUAUCAGUGGUCUACAGAUGUCUCCUUGGGGUUCAAAGGGGCAAUAGUGCCUUUGGUGCCAUGGACUUUGGGCCCCAUCAUCUGCAGCUCCAGACACCCUGUGGUUUAGAUAGGGAUGUCAGUUGCGGUAAUGAUGACUGGUAUUCAUAAACCUUGGAGAGCCGAGGGCACACUCACUGCUGGGCUGGCAUCUGAUCUCUCACAUGCAGCUUGCUCUCUAGGGUCAGAGUAGGGCUGGGAGUGGGGUGAGGUGGUGGAGAGAGAGCCCUUGGAAGAUCUUAGAGUUGCCCAGUGUCUGGUUCUCCAGGUCUGUGCUUCUCAAAAUAAAGUUGGAUUUGUGGAUCGAUCUGUUUUGGACAAGUGUCUGAGAGUCAAGUAUCUGUUUCAGACAAGUGUCUGAGAGUCAGAUUUAUCACAUGCUGCAGACUUGUUGUCAGCUUUUGUAACCCAAAACUUGAGGACCACUGAUCCUUGAAGACAUGAGACUCUUUAAAAAAAAUUAAAUUUUAUUUCGUUUUCAGA
Vombatus ursinus (common wombat) is the source of this 1462-nucleotide messenger RNA. RefSeq names its product phosphomevalonate kinase-like. The record is from RefSeq and is a predicted model, not a curated record. Lineage: Eukaryota; Metazoa; Chordata; Mammalia; Diprotodontia; Vombatidae. The coding region runs from base 67 to 681 and encodes 204 amino acids. Gene Ontology annotation, biological process: cholesterol biosynthetic process; isopentenyl diphosphate biosynthetic process, mevalonate pathway. Gene Ontology annotation, cellular component: cytoplasm. Gene Ontology annotation, molecular function: phosphomevalonate kinase activity. The transcript is spliced from 5 exons.